This is a messenger RNA of Anguilla anguilla (European eel), 3918 nucleotides long. Its product is annotated as activity-dependent neuroprotector homeobox protein 2-like. Gene Ontology annotation, cellular component: nucleus. Gene Ontology annotation, biological process: regulation of gene expression. NCBI's taxonomy places the organism in Eukaryota, Metazoa, Chordata, Actinopteri, Anguilliformes, Anguillidae. Bases 286 to 3234 code for a protein of 982 amino acids. Gene Ontology annotation, molecular function: DNA binding. The record is from RefSeq and is a predicted model, not a curated record. The transcript has 4 exons.
GGUUUCUCGGGCGCCAUGUUUCCUUUCAAGAGUAGGGUGAGGAUGAUGAUGUAGUACAAACAAAAGAAGUUGCCGCCGAAUAAGAUACAUAAUUCAGUAACACUUUGUCAUUUCUUAGAACUGAAUAUUUGUUCAGAAGAGUCCGUAGGUUUCACGUUCGGUCCAAGUGCAUCGAAUUGCGCGUGUGCUGCAGUGACAGUGAACAGCGCGCGCCUCUGGAUUGGUGAAAGUAGACAGACACCGAAGCGCGAGCUCCCUCCUCCAGUACGCGAAAGGCAAGGAAAAAUGUUGCAACUUCCUGUGGGCAAUUUGGAAAAAAUCAGAAAAUCAAGAAAACGAGUAAAAGAUGUUCUCUGUGAUGUUGGACUUGAGAAUUGCAAAGACUUGUUGAAUGAGCUCCAGAGGUUUGAUGUGGGAGAUGAAGCCUUUGAUAACACAGACUGGUUUGACUUCACUGAAGGGUACCAUGGAAAAAGGAGAAAAAAGUGGCGGUACCGUACCCGGGGACUCUGCUGCACCCUGUGUAGGUUUUCAGCACGCUCCUGGAAUGGCUACAGGUCCCACAUGCGACGUUAUCAUGAAGAAGAGCAGGACAUUGGAGCGCUGUCGAUUUGCUCUUGCUGCUCAUUUGUCGCCCAUCCCAAGGUGGUCAUCGAGCACUUUAGGAUCUUCCAUCCUGAUUCAAUGAAGAGCCCAAGCGCUCCCGUUCCUCCCACAGGGGUGACAACCACAAAAGGACUCCCGGUCAUGGUCGACACCACUGUGACUGGAGACAGGUACUCAUGUCGAAGGUGUGGGUACCAGGAUUCAUUGAUUUACUGCAUAAAGAAACAUGUCUUUGUGAAUCACUACUCCAAUCUUAUGAAUCGCUAUUUUGGGCAGCGGACAGAUACCGAGAUGAAAAUUACUAAUGGUGCUCGCACCUCCAAAUUUUACUGCAAGGUGUGCAGCGUGCCGGCUGAAAGCUCGGACCAUUUGAUCUACCACAUCUUGACCUCAGAAAAACACAAAGAAUUGGAGGUGCAUAUCAAAGCCUUGAUAUAUGAACACAGUAAAUUUGGCAAGAAGUACUUGCAGCAGAAGCUCCCAAGCCUCGCUCCCAAGGUCACCCAGCAAAAUGUUUACAAUGUUCCGCUGGUCCAUGGGGCCAGUGCCACGCAGCUCGGAGGCACGGUGGCUAGACCCCCCUUUUCAGGCACUGUGCUGCGGGGCACCCCUAGCAACACAACCACUGUGGUGUGUACCCCAGCGACUGGUCAGGCAUUCCUCCCAGGACAGACUUCUACUGUAGUACGACUGGCUAAUGUAGAAGCCCAGAGUUUGCUAAGAACCGGUCAGGCAGUAGCUGCCCUGAAAAAUGCCCCACUCCCUAAGGGAAUUCCUGCCGGAGGUGUGGCUACUACCCUUGUUCGGGCACCGGUUGGCACAUUGCUGCCAACUGUAUCUCAAAAUGGUCCAAAACCAAUGCCAAUCACUGUGGGGGUACCCACACAGACACAGCAGCCACGACAGGUCCUGCUUCCCCCUGGUGUUCAGGUCAGUGUCCAAGGUAAGCUGGCCCUGCGAGGCCCUGGACCACAGCCCCUGCUGGUGACACAGAGGCUCCCAGUGACUCAGUCCACCUCACGCGGCACUGUGCUCACCACCCAGUCGCUUUUCAGCCAUCUGAUCCCCACUGGAAACAAAGUCAAUGGCCUUCCCACCUACACUCUUGCACCUGUCCAGGUCACAGUACCGGUCCAGUCCAGCAGUGCCCAAGGGACUGGUAAAGGACCUGUGACAGUAGUUCAAGGCAGUACUACAACCAUUACACCCCAACAAAACAAGCCACCGACAGGAGCUGCUCCUAGCACCACUGUUCUUUCUAGUACCACUGUGUCCAAACAGAUGCAGAAGUGGGUAUCCUGUCCUGUUUGUAAGGAGCUCUUCCCUGCUGAUGUACACAAAGUCCAUAUGGAGACUGCUCAUGGGCAGGUUCCAGUGAUGAAAAAGGCUAAAGUGCAUGGACUAGCUGCUCGGGCUCCCUUUUUGAAAAAAGUGAACAGUAAAAUUUUAAGGUGUUUGACUUGUAACAUUUCUCUGUCUGGAAAAGGACUCUUUGAACACCUGUUGCAUGGUCUGAAGUGCUUGCAUUGCCCUGGAAUGUUCUAUUCGAUUAAGCAGCUCCUGGAUCACACAGCCAAGGAGCACAGCACUUCGCAGUUGGCCAAUCGGAAUUUCAUGAAACAGGAGUAUCAGCUUCACAUUAACGAUCACGGCGACCUUCUGGUUCCACACUUUGACAUAAACACAACUGCUCCCAAAGAGCUGCUGGGAGACAAGGAAUUGAACCUAGCGCUGGUCACUGUCUCUCUUGACCUCAUAUAUGUGAAGUUGCUACCUGGUUCUGCUCAACCUGUGUGUCGAACACCCAUAAAAAGUGUCCGUGCUGAUUGCCCCUUCUGCCCUGAGAAGCCACAGACUGUGGAAGAUUAUGAACUCCACCUGAAGACAAAACACCACAUUGUGCCCACCAUUCACGCCAUCUUGAAAUCCCCUGCUUUUAAGUGCGCAUACUGCUCUGGGGUGUAUACUGGGAAGACCACACCCCAGGCCAUCUCUACUCAUGUGCAGCGUUGCCGCUGUGCACCCAAGACUGCCAAGGAUGUGGAGAGAUUGAUUAACCCUGACUCCAAAAGACAAGUAGUUGCUGUGAAUGGAGGCGUCUCACAUCCUGCUACCUCAAAAGUUGUCACUCUGGUGCCUGCCUCCAAAACCUCUGACACAGAGGCCCAGAUUCAGAGCAGGUUUGAGGCAGCAAUGAAGGCAGCAUUGGAGGCUAACAAGCAGGAGAGGGAUGCCAGAGCAGCCAAGCGCAGCCAGUUCAGAAAUUUUCAAGACAGCGUGGUAGGAAGUGAGGGGACUUCUGAAACAUCAGUCACCCUGCUCCUUGAUACCACUGGGAAGGAAAUGCUGUCCUUUGAUGAACGAAAGAAAUUUCUCACUGACUACUUUAACAAGAAGCCCUACCUGACCAAGAUGGAGAUGGAAACAUUAGCAGCCCGCCUGUGGUUUAACAAGACCGAUGUGGCCUGUCACUUUGGCACUAGGCGCUCCAAAUGCAUGCGGGCGAUCCAGAAGCGCAGAACUGUGGUUCUGCUAGGGUUCAACAUGACAGAGCUGAAGAAGGUGAAGCAUAACAUUCAGAUCCCUGUUAAAGAAAAGGAAAAGCCUGCUGAAAGGCCAUGUGUGUAGAGGGUCAAUCACGGAAAGUCAGUGCGCUUGGGUCAUGCCAUUUUGUUGAAGCACUUUUGACUAGAUCUCAAGAACUUUUACCGAGGAGAGACUAUAUUUGAUUUUAAAUUAUAUUUUGUAGAAUUUAAGGCAAUACUUCCUUGCCACUAAAAUGUAUAACAUGAGCAUCUUAUUCAGUUCCCUAAGUAAUGUAGACCAAUAGGAAUGCAUUUAUUAACAGAAAUAUAUAUAUAUAUAUAUAUAUACUGUUGAAAAUUGUUAUUGAACUUGUGUAAAUUUGGAUAUGCAUAAUUGCUCUGGCUGUGGGCUUUAUUUCCUUUUCACAUUGAACUUUAAAGGAACGAAUAGCUGAAAAGUUACAUAAUAGACGGUUUUAAAGAAUGAAGGGUCCUUGACCAUCACAUUUGGUUGGCUUAUUUUGUCAUUCAGUUAAAUUUUGUGUAUAUAUCCAGUUUUAUACAUGGAUUUGUGUUCCUUUUGUGUUAUUUUCAUAAAUGCAAACUACUUCAAUAUGUUUCAGAUGUGUACAUUUAUUCUUUGUUUCAAGUGUCUGUUCAGUUUGAAUGUCCUUAAAGUACUUGUUCUGUCAUUUUUAUUUCAGAUGAUACUGUAUUCUAAACUGAGGCAUCAUUGAUCGUAUAAUUGAGUUUAUAAAGUAAAUGAAUUAAAAAGUUUUGAAAUAUG